Ylistrum balloti is the source of this 1824-nucleotide messenger RNA. RefSeq names its product haloacid dehalogenase-like hydrolase domain-containing protein 2. The record is from RefSeq and is a predicted model, not a curated record. The coding region runs from base 64 to 900 and encodes 278 amino acids. Gene Ontology annotation, biological process: dephosphorylation. The transcript has 7 exons. Gene Ontology annotation, molecular function: phosphatase activity. Lineage: Eukaryota; Metazoa; Mollusca; Bivalvia; Pectinida; Pectinidae.
CCAUAGAAAGUGUAACAGGCUGCCAGACUUAAAGAUGUUUAUAUAUCAACUUGAUCGUAUUCGAUGUUAAACCAACGUGUAUUAUAUGUGAUAAGUAAGGUGUUGUCUCCGAGGCAUUUGUCUUCAAUGUCUUUCGCUAAAAUACGGACUGUGCUGGUCGAUCUUAGUGGCACUUUACACAUCGAUAAAGAUGAAAUUCCAGGUUCGAUAGCAGCAGUUAAUAGGCUAUCCCAGUCUGAUCUGAACUUAAAGUUUGUCACCAACACGACCAAGGAGUCCAAACAAUGCUUACUUGACCGACUGACCAGUAUUGGAUUUAGUGUUCAGCCCUCUCAGAUCUUCACCUCUCUCACAGCUGCUCGUUGCCAGAUAGAUAAGAUGGGAGUGCGUCCUUUCUUAAUGCUGGACAAAAGAGCGUUGGAGGAUUUUAAAGGACUGGACACCACUAACCCAAAUGCUGUAGUGAUAGGCUUGGCUCCAGACGAUUUUAACUACCAGACUAUGAACACAGCUUUCAGAUUGAUUGUUAAUGGUGCGGCCUUAGUGGCCAUUCACAAGGGAAGGUAUUACAAACGUCCAGAUGGCCUGGCUUUGGGUCCAGGCCCAUUUGUGUCAGCCCUAGAAUAUGCUACCGAUCGGAAGGCUGAUGUUGUCGGGAAACCAGAGAGAUCAUUCUUUUUGUCAGCCAUUGAAGAGUUCCAGUGUCGCCCAGAAGAAUGUAUCAUGAUUGGAGAUGACGUGCGAGAUGAUAUAGGGGGCGCCAUGGCAACAGGCAUGUAUGGGAUUUUGGUGAAAACAGGAAAGUACAGAGAUGGAGAUGAAAACCAAAUUGACCCGAAGCCGACGUUUACCGCUGAUAAUUUCUCAAAGGCUGUGGAUCAUAUCUUACAAAACUUAUGAAGACUUACUUAGAUCAUCGGUCUGUUUCCUGUUCUAUGUGAAGUAGGAAUCUAGCACUUUAAAAGUAGAUAUUCCAUUGUCGUAGCUACAUAUAUUGUGAUGGUAGAGUGUUAUAAGUGUGUUGCGAUAACAGAUAUGUCAAAUACCGGUAAAAUGAGAGUCAACCAUCAGAUGAAAUGUCAUCACAUUGCACAAAAAACAGACGUUAAGAUAUAGAGAGAAUGAAAUGUUUUCAUAAAACAAACAAAACUUACUGUGGAGGUAAACAUUUUAGCGUUUAUCUUAUUUUAGCGCUCUUGUGCAUUUUCUGUAACUGUUGUAACAGCGAUAAUGCAUUCACGAAUUCGUGUGAUACCUUUGUUGAGAUGUUUGUUAGUAAAAGCCUCGAACAAGUCAUACUACACUAGCAGUGAUUUGUUCAUGUGUCAAAAUUCAUAAUUCAUUUUGUGUAGAUCUGGACGGUUAUACAUGACCCUUUUUAUAUAUUGUGGUGUGAAUAGGAUGACAUUUAACAUGUGUAAAUAUAGGUUGUAAUAUUGAUUAUGAAACAUAUCGGAAUACUAUGUGAGUUGUUGUAUCAGGGCCUAUCCUGUCGUUAAAUUGCUGUCUUGUAUGGCAUUAUCCACAACACCUGGCAGCUACCAAAAAAUCAAAUGAAAACGUACUGAAAAGCUGCUCUGGUAUUUCGUCCAUGUCAUGGCGUUAACCUGAAAACUUUCUUCACCAUCGUUAAGUGAUAUGGAACUUUUGCAGAAUAAGCUGAGAAGCAGUUAUGGUACAAAACACGGAAAGACAACAUUGAGUACAUGUAAAUGACAUUUUCACACCCCUAUAUAUUAGAGCUGGCCUAUCGUCAUGUGUUGUCUUUGUUGGUGACCUACGAGUUUCAAGUUGAGGAAGGUAUUAAAACAGUUUUUUUUUGUA